CCUCGCGGCUCGCGCUCCCAUUCACUGCUCUCCCCUCUCCCGGCCGUUGGAGCUCUCUCGAUUCGCCAACGCCGCCGCACUAACUCCUCCUCCUCCUCCUCCGCUCCGAUCGGGUUCGUCCUCGAGCAGGUUGGUGAGGCCUCCGCGUCGAUCGAUCGAUCCGUGCUUAAUAUAUUGGAGAGGCAGCAGCGUUGAGUAUAGUUUAUCAGUGGAUUCUUCUUCUGCUGAGGCUGGCCAGGUGAUAAACAAGAAGGGAAGAAAUGGCUGCAGAGGUUGGGCAGAGAUUCUGCAGUGGGUGGUCAUACUCGGAUGUGCCUUACAACGACCACCACGCACAGACAGAUGCUUCAGUUCAGCAAAUGGUACUUGAUCAUGGCUCGGUAUCAUUCGGUAGGUUUGCUGCAGAGUCCUUGUCAUGGGAGAAAAGGUCGGUAUUCGACCAUAACAGACGUCAAGAGGAGCUAAGCAAUCUCACAAUGCCUGGUUUGGUUGCACAAAAGAAGGCAUUCUUUGAAGAAUAUUACAAGAGGGCCAGGCUUUUGAAGGCUCAGGAGGAGGUCAACCAGACUGAAGCCACAUCGGAAGAGGGGACUGAUCACUAUGAUGCUAAUGGCCAUAACAUCCAUGAACAUAAAUUACCUGCAGUUAGUUCUGAAGAUCCAGUGGCUAGCGCUCCAAGCUCUAGUUUUGAACCUUCCACUGGAGUGAGCUCAUCAGGAGAAAAGAAAUGCCAAGACCCUCAUGGGCUAGGGUACUUGACAUUUAAUCCUUUGUUUUCUCAGAUAACAGGAUCGCAAAAUAUUCAGCUGGAGGGUCCUGUCUCUGAUCAAAUGCAUCACGCUGAAGGAGAUUUUCCAUGUGCCACACACACAAAUACCAGAGAUGUACUCAACCAUGAACCUUUGGAGAGAAAGGUUCUUGCACCAAAGCAUAUUGUGUCAAAUGAUAAUGGAGAAAAUGUUGCCGUGUCAAGGAUUGCCUUGCCAAUAGCAAGUCUGCAACGGGAACAUCUGAAAAUUGAUCUUGAGAGGCAGGAACCAAGGAAGAAUGCUCUAAUCAGUAGUAUGCCAACAAAGAGUUCCAAGGAACCAUCAACUUCUGUUAUCCACAUCCCAAGGAUUGAUUCAAUAAGAAAUUCAGAGAACAGGAACUCUUUAGAGUUGAAGGAUCCAUUCCACAAAAGAGUCGAGAUGAAAUUGCGUGCUCUAUCUGAUAGGAUGAAUGCUGAUAAAGCAACAGCAUCUUCUAGAUCAGUUUUUCAUCAGCAUGCUGAAAGAGCUGUGACAUCUUCUAGAUCUUCUAUGACAUCAUGUAGAUCUUCUACAUAUCAAAAUGGUGAUAGAGUUGCGACAUCUUCCAGAUCUGCAUUGGGUCAGAAUGCUGAUAGAGUUCAUGCGUCUUCUAAAUCAGCACAACAAGCUUCUCGUCGAUCUCUUAGAGAACCACAUGGUGCAGUUUCCCUUCCUCGUGCAGCUGUCAACAAAGGAUCACAUGUCUCUCAUGUUGCUCUCAGCAAUAGUACUACUCAGAAGUUUGUUACUAGUCACCCUAAACACUCGGUGAUGCCCAAUUCAUCUCAAAGGGCAAGUACCUUACAUACUACUCAGGUCUCGUUGAAAAGAUCAGCAGGUGUUAGCUCUGUAAACAACAGACCGCAGAAUAAAAGGAAACAGCUUAGCACACCGUCAACAUGGGAUGAAAAUAAGCUGAACAGAGGAUACGCACGCACAUCUGCACCCUCAAGUGCAAGAAGUAGCUCCGUUGGCAUUCUUCCGUACAAAACUGCGAAGGCACCAAAGAUUUCAAAUGGGAAUAAUGUUGUGGUCAAGCAGACUGAAAUGAUGCAGAAGUCAAGAAAUGGAAGCCAUCCUGCUGGAGGAAGGAAUGUCCAGCCAAAGAAUGUUGUAAGCUGCAAUGAGCAAAAGAGAAAGGUAACCCCAUUUCAGGCUAGUAGUCUGUCAUCCAGCACAAGGAACAAUCAGGCAAGCGGUCCAUCGAUGAGUAAGAGCAAGCCAAGACAGGAGAGGCCAAGAUGGCGAUGACGAAAACGAAGACGAUCUUGUCGGAACAAUCAGCUCGGUGCAGAAGUGCAGAUGCGGAUGAUUUUCUGGAUCAGCUUCGGAGCUGCACUUCUUGGAUCAGUUUCACUGUUUCAGACUCUUAGACACACGGCCGUUCUUCUUGGCUAAUGGCUGGUGCAGGGCAAACGAAAGUUUGGAGGCAACACGAGCAGGGUUAGGGAAUUCUUUUUUACCGGACAUAGUUGCUAGUAGUUGCUACUGUAUUUUGAUUGGUUCUGUGACUUCUGUCAAUGUCAAAACAACAUCCAUAAUUCAAUUAUGAUUUAUAAGUAAGAAGAAGGGGGCGGCUUAUUGCACUAAAUAUAUUGCGAUUUGAUUU
Messenger RNA from Oryza sativa Japonica Group (Japanese rice), 2400 nucleotides. Its product is annotated as flocculation protein FLO11. The record is from RefSeq and is a predicted model, not a curated record. NCBI's taxonomy places the organism in Eukaryota, Viridiplantae, Streptophyta, Magnoliopsida, Poales, Poaceae.